Besnoitia besnoiti is the source of this 4050-nucleotide messenger RNA. RefSeq lists its product as uncharacterized. The record is from RefSeq and is a predicted model, not a curated record. Lineage: Eukaryota; Apicomplexa; Conoidasida; Eucoccidiorida; Sarcocystidae. Gene Ontology annotation, biological process: regulation of gene expression. Gene Ontology annotation, cellular component: nucleus; cytoplasm. Gene Ontology annotation, molecular function: mRNA binding. The coding region runs from base 1 to 4050 and encodes 1349 amino acids. The transcript has 2 exons.
AUGGCGACGGCUGACAUGCUUCUCCCUUCUAGACCCUGUGGCGACGCGAUCCGCCUGUCGCAGGUCAAUCUCCCUCGCAGUGUUUUUCCUCACUCCAGAGCGCGGCAGUACCGCCGUUUUGAUUGUCUCUUGUCUUCGCAGUAUUCCUCCUCAUCUGUCUCCGCCCCCCGCCUUUCACUCCUUUCGCUAUCGCCGGAGACUACCGUCUCUGCUCAAUCCUUUCUCGGUCUGCGGAACGGAGCCAGCCCCCGCGCGGAGACCGCCGCGGAAGCUGCCUCGUGUUGCCCUAAAGUCACGCCCUCUUCGGGCUCGCAUGUGCGGAGGGAAGAGAGAGUCCACCAGAGAAUCUGUGUCCGGCGCGCCUUUUCUCCGCUUUCUUGCAAGCCCGCAGACGAUUCACUUGCUUGCAGCAGCCCCGCCGUUGGCUCGUGCUCGCUCUCCCCCUCUUCGUGCCCUGCGUGCUCGCCCUGUCCGCAUUCCUCUCCUUUGGCCUCUGCUCCGAGGCCUUGGCCUGUCUACGCAUCGCCCGACGUCGCAGGCCGUUCCUGCGCCUCUCGAGGGUCUUCCAGCGAGCCUCAGCACGCCGUCGUGCCUGUGGCUGCGGGCGUCGACGCAGCGCUCGACGCGGAGAGGAGUGCAUGCUCAUUGUCUUCACUCUUGGCUGGAUCCGCGGCGGUCCUGCGGCAGUCCGCCCUGUCGGCGGCUGUGGAGUGCAAAACGGCGGACAGCAGCAAAGUGCCGGAGUCCAAGGGGUCACGAGAGAGCAAGGAGCGGAAAGGCGACAAGAAGAGAGAGCGGGAAGACGGAGACGAAAAGAAAGGAGAGCGGAACGGAGACAGGGGCGACCACUGGAGCCGCGGCAAAGGAAGUGGCGACGGCGGUGACCGUCGUGGCGGAAACGGCGGCCGAGACGGCAGCCGCGAGAGGGACGACGAGAAGGAGCGCAGCGACGACAAGAAGAAGCGCAAGAAGGAGAGCAAGCGGAGCCGCUCUCGCGACGAGAGCGACAACGACAGCGAUGACGAUACCUCGAGGAGUCGUUCGCGAACUCGGGGUCAGUCCUCUCGUCGUCGCCACCACCGGAAAGAUAAGAGAAAGCCCGUGGAGGAGGGCAAGAGAAAAGGAGAGCAUCCGCGUAGCAAGGGAAGGGCGGAUCGGUCGACGGCCGAAAGCAAGGAGUCGUCGGAUCGCCGCCACUCCGCGUCGAACGCCUCGGUGGCAACUCACCGUUCAGAGGGGUCAGAGAAGUCCGCGGAAAGGUCUGACAAGAAGUCGAGUGGGCGUCGCCACAGGCACUCAAGCCGGCACAAGAGAGACCGCAAACACCGGCACCACAGCAAGAAGCACCGCCGUUCUCGCUCGCCUUCGUCCGACGAUGGAAGCUCGAGAAGCCGGAGCCGGCCUUCGUCGCCCUCUCCCCUGCGGCGACCGAAGAAUACCUCCGACCCGACCAGAAACACCGAGAACGAUCCCUUUCCAGCUGACCUCCAGGGGCCCUGCUUCCUGAAGGUGCUUCCGCGACGGCGAGACCCGCCCGUCGUGCUGGGCAUCGACAACCGCGGAGUGUUGAAUCUCGCCAAGGCACACGGCUGCAAACUGAAGCUCUCGUCUGUCGCUGACCUCUACCCGCAGACGGAGAGACGGUUUCUCCUCAUCUAUGGGGCUGAAGUCGGCCCCUGCGUCGCUGCGCUCCAGGGCUGGAUUGACAAGACUGCAGAACUCUGCGAGCAGAAGCGCGUCGCGGAGCUGACCUUUCUCGUGCCGCACGCGGCCGUGUCGACUGUGCGCAUCGUUGACGCUGCGAAGAACAAGAAGGUCGCCAUCGAGGACCUGAAGAAGCUGGGAAAGGCAAAAGUGAAGAUUUCCUCCCGCAAAAACAUGAAGAAGGCCAACGGCCGCGAACGGCUAGUGACCCUCAACGGACCCGUCCAGGAUGUGCAGGCGGCGGCCAAGUGCCUGGCGGAGGCUCUCCAGGGUUUCCGUGACUUGCGAGACUACAUGAACAUUCAGUACGUCGAGUACUCGCAGGAAAGGAAGCGGAAGCGGCGCCCGCCUUCGCCACUUCCGACAAUCCCGCGCGUCGUCAUUCCCGAGCCUUCUAUGCCAACUGGCAUGGUUCCGGGCCUCCAGUUUCAGCGGGCGCUUCAGGGUGUCGAUGUGCAGGACGAGCUCGUGAAGAUCACAAAUUUGCGCGGCAUUCUGGACACGCACUGCCCUCAGAUGCACGGACCAGCGUACACAAAAAUCGUGAUUUCGGAUCUCGUCACAACGCUGCUCCUGGGGACGACGACGCAGGAGCCCAAUCACUCGUGUCCCCUGCGUCUCAUUGAGGCGACGUUCAAGGUGGCUGCCAGGAUCAUGGAUCCCGAGAGCCCGGGCAUCCUCGAGCGCAUCCUCAUUUUGUCCGGCGAGCCGCAAGACGUGGACAAAGCGACGAUGGCUGUCCUCGAGAAGGUGUACGCCGCAUGCAUCAUGGCUGGUCAGGCCUCCCAAGUCGCGUGGCGCAUGUGUGCGUCAAACAGCGCGGCGUCGCUCAUCAUUGGAACCGGCGGUCACAGGGUGAAGCAGCUGCGGACGGUGAGCAAUACGCGCAUUCAGAUCAACACGCGCGAUAACGUCCCUGUCGUGGAUCGACUGGAGCGCGUCAUCACGGUGACAGGCAGCUUCGAGUCGGUCGUGAAGGCGACCAAAGCCAUGUUGCCCUUCAUGCAUGCGGACUCCAACCACUCGCAGCACAUUCACCAGUGCUACGGGACCGGGCGCAAGGCGGAAAUGCCCGACUGGGUCGAAGCCGUCAUUCAACGCGAUGGCAUGGACGAAGACGCGUGCAGCAAGCCGCCGCUAGUCGACGCGCGGGAGGUCUCCUUCGGCGCCGGGCCGUGCUUCCUGAAGCUCCUGAUCGACAACGGGCUCGCGAACGCGCUGAUUGGCGAAAACAGCCAAGCGAUUCAGAAGCUCUCCGACGAAACAAAGUGUGUCAUGAAGUUCGCCGACCCAGACAACAUCUUCCCUGGGUGCCCAGGCGAGCGCAUCCUCAUGAUGUCCGGCGCGGGCGACGCGUUGAACCUCGCGACCAUCGCCGUCAUUGAAAAGUGCAAGGAAGUCCACCCCAACUUGUCCUACGACCAAAUGUACGGAAAAAUAAUUGUCCCGCAGGCCUGCUGCGCCGCGAUUGUGGGACACGGCGGGCAGAGAAUUCGAGAAAUUCGAGACGCGACGAUGACGCGCGUCGAGAUUUCAAAGAAAGGCCUCUUCACCACCGAGAGAUUGGUGACGAUCUUCGGGAUGCCGCAAGGAGUCCACACCGCCCUCAUCACCAUUUGUGGCAUCAUCCAGUGCGACUCUGCGGUCGGCGCGCUCCUCGAAAUGGUCUAUCCUCCGGAGGCGAUGGAGCAACAGAGGAAACUCGAGGAAGAAAGACUCUCCGCUCACGUGAUUGGCGCCGUGAUGGAGGGCGUCAACGCAGUGGUCAGCAAGGUCGGCGGAGACGAAAGCGCGCAGAUUGCCCUUCGGAAGCUUCAGGAAAUGCAACGGACCGCGGCCAUGGCGGCAGGCGACCGGGCUCCAGAGGCGUACGAUUUCCGCGGGCCUCUCGGUCCAGUGGACCAGACGAGACGGGACACGCACCCAGGGGGGUCUGCGCCCGACUAUUCGGCUUCGAUUUCGUUCAUCCCUGCUUCGUCCGGUUGUUCGCGGGGGUCCGCGUCAACUGUCCCUGGGCACGCGCCUUUCCCCUUUCCGCAGCAGUCAGUUCCGCCGCCUCCUAUGGGGGGUGGUGGACAGCUGUCGGUCCCGGGCGGCGGCCCUCCGCCCUCGCUCGCCGACCUCACACACGAGGCGCACCUUCCUCCGCCGCCCUCUGCGUCCUCAUCUGGUUUGUCGCGGCAAGCCUUGAGGCAGAGGAUCCUCGACGCGUCUCUGAAUCGAGCGAAAACGGCCGCCGAGGCGCUCCGCGUCGGCGCGCUGGACUGGGGAACAAAUGGACUGCUGGACGAUGGCGACUUGGAGGAGGAUCCCGCUCUCGCUGGGCUUAUGGAUGAGAAAUUCUGA